AUGAGCAAAUCAACCACCAUUAUAUUUAUUCUUGGAUUUUCUCUUCUCUUUAAACUGGAGAAAAAGUCAUGGUCUCUAAUAGGGAUAGUGGUGAUGAUAGCAGGAGGAUUAGCAAUGUUCACCUAUAAAUCUACUCAAUUUGGUAUUCUCGGAUUUUUAUUGUGUCUCUUAGCUUUGUUUGCAAGUGGAAGUAGAAUUAUUAGAGUUACCGAUUGGAGUGAUAUUGGUAGUAUUUUAUUAACUGCAAGUGCUGUAAUAGCAGGUGCCAUUUUAGCAUUUAGUAUGGAAGUGAUGGAAUUUUUAGUUGUUACUUACACUUCUAGUCUGACAUUGUCAAUCUCGGGAGUAUUUAAGGAAAUAUGUACAUUAGCAUUGGCCUUUGCAUUGAAAGGUGAUCAAAUGACUGGCCUUAACUCUAUAGGAUUGUUAAUGUGCCUUGGUGGUAUAAUGCUUCAUGUUGUCCAGAAGGUGUUACUCAAUAGAAAGAUUGAUAAUUUGGAAUUACAAUCAAAAGUGACUAGCAACAUACUGUCAGAUAUUUUGCAACGCAGGGAACAGUGAUAUACAUCAUGAAUUUUUAGCUACGACACAAGAAAUUAUUUUAUCAAGCAAAGCAUUCUAAAACAAUAUAUGUCUAUGUCUUACAGCAUUUUAUAUUUUCCCAGUGUAAAUUUUUCAGCCAAUAAAAGUGUUAACAUUAUAAAUUUUACAUCACAACUUUAUGCCUUAUAAAUGGCAUAAAAUUUAAUAUAACCAGAGACAAAAUGCAUUGUAAGUUUUCUAAAAGAUGUCUUUGAGACGUUCUUUAAGAUUCUUUUAGAUAUUUGUGUAUUCUGGGAUAUUCAAAGCAUAAAAGACUUAAAUAAUAUAUAUGUGUAAUAUAAAAUGUCACGUAAAAGUUUGCCCGAUAAAUUUCAAUGUAUUAUUAUUACAUAAGUCUGAUAUAUAAAUAUUAUAGAAAAUUGCAAAGUACAAACACAUAGAAAGUAUGAAAUGGAACCUUGUCGUAUCAAUAUGGAUAUAGAAAUACCACUAUCUGUGAAGAAAAUUAUUAAUGUUAUUGCUAUCUCAUUAUUUUAAAUAUCAUAAACAAAAGCUUUGCAUGCAAACUAUAUGCGAUAUAAAUAUAAAUUCUUUUAAAUUAUGUCACUAGUUGUCUACACUUAGGAUAUAUAUUUCCCGAAUAAGACAAUGAUAACUCAUAUAUUUGUGUAUAUAAUAAUUUUUUAAUGAUACGCACAAUAAAU
Messenger RNA from Nylanderia fulva, 1247 nucleotides. The record is from RefSeq and is a predicted model, not a curated record. Lineage: Eukaryota; Metazoa; Arthropoda; Insecta; Hymenoptera; Formicidae.